This is a messenger RNA of Paramormyrops kingsleyae, 5369 nucleotides long. The record is from RefSeq and is a predicted model, not a curated record. NCBI's taxonomy places the organism in Eukaryota, Metazoa, Chordata, Actinopteri, Osteoglossiformes, Mormyridae.
ACAGCUAUCGCUGAGCAGGACCAUAUUUGGUUGGUUACUGUCAUUGAGAUCCUAAGGAUUUAGGAUUCACUAUAACACCAUGAAGGCGAUGAAAAGCGCGUGUGAAUCCGCGUGUGUGUGUGCGCGCGCGCGCCUGUGUGUGUGUGUGAGACGGUCUUUACCCUCUUCUCUUUGUCCCUCCUACCAAGACUCGCUCCGGUGCGCUAUCUAUCCGCAUGUAGCCUAUCCCGCUGCAAACCAAGAUGAACCACAACAACCUUCAUCUCACUUUCACGUCCAUUUAAACUCUCAUCCCCCCGCGUCCAACCGGCCUCGAUCUAUGCUACCCUGACACACCAUACCGCGCUCCCUUCUCCGCCGGCAUCACCGACACUCGCUCCCCCUCUGGAAGCAGCAUGCCCGAGACGGGAGCGGCAGCAGCAGCGACUGCUGCAGCCGCGAACGGAACCACCGACAGCGAGGGCUCACGGCACAGACACCGAUCGCAAGGAGACGGAGAAAAGGCAGAUCCCCCUGCUGCUUCCCAGCAAACCUCCUCCGGGGUCUUGGACAAGCUGUUUGGAAAGCGGCUCCUACAGGCGGGACGCUACAUCAUGUCUCACAAGUCUUGGAUGAAGACAGUGCCCACAGAAAACUGUGACGUCCUCAUGACUUUUUCAGAUUCCAUAGAUGACCAUACGUUACUAUGGUUACUGAAUCACAUCCGGUUGGGUAUUCCAGAGCUCAUCAUCCAGAUCCGGCAUCACAAACAAACGCGAGUCUACGCUUUUUUUGUGACUGCAACCUACGAAAACUUGCUGCGUGGCGCGGAGGAAAUGGGUUUGCACAAAGCAGUGAAGCCCGAGUUUGGCAGCGGCACUCGCACCUUCUCCUGCGAGGAAGACUACAUCUACGAGAACAUCGAGAGUGAGCUGUGCUUCUUCACAUCACAGGAGCGUCAAAGCAUCAUUAAAUACUGGCUGGACAACUUGAGAGCGAAACAGGGAGAGGUUCUUCAUAACAUCCAUUUUCUUGAAGGACAGCCAAUCAUCCCGGAGCUGAGUGCCAGAGGAGUGGUCCAACAGGUCUUCCCUCUCCACGAACAAAGGAUCCUCAGUCAGCUGAUGAAGUCCUGGGUUCAGGCUGUCUGUGAGAAACAGCCCUUGGAUGAUAUCUGUGAUUACUUCGGUGUCAAGAUCGCCAUGUAUUUCGCCUGGCUGGGAUUCUACACCACCUCCAUGCUGUAUCCUGCAGUGAUUGGCUUUGUCUUAUGGAUGCUCACCGAGUCGGACCAGACGAGCCGGGACAUCUGCUGCGUGGUGUUCGCUCUUUUCAACGUGGUGUGGGCCACCCUCUUCCUGGAGAGGUGGAAGCGGCGUGGGGCGGAGCUAGCAUACAAGUGGGGGACGCUGGACACGCCUUCUGAGUCGAUAGAGGAGCCCCGGCCUCAGUUUAGGGGUGUGAAGCGGUGCAGUCCAGUGACGGGCUGUGAAGAGACGUACUACCCGCCCUGGAAGCGGAGGGCCUUCCGCUGCCUCGUCAGCCUGCCCGUCUGCAUCCUCUGCCUUUGCUUCGUCUUCCUGGCUAUGCUCAUCUGCUUCGAGCUGCAGGAGUUUGUCAUGGGGAUCAAGGAAUUGCCCCGUGUGGCCAGGUUUGUGCCCAAGAUCAUGCUGGCCAUCACUGUGACGGCGUGUGACGAGGUGUACAGGAAGAUCGCCUGCUGGCUGAAUGACAUGGAAAACUACAGACUCCAGAGUGCCUAUGAGAAACAUCUCAUCAUUAAAAUGGUUCUUUUUCAGUUUGUAAAUUCUUAUCUCAGCCUUUUCUACAUUGGAUUCUACCUCAAAGACAUGGAGCGUCUGAAAGAGAUGCUCGCUACCCUGCUCAUCAUCCGUCAGUUCCUGCAGAACGCAAAGGAAGUCCUUCAGCCUUAUCUAUAUGAGCGUCACAAGUUAGGCGAGCUGACAUUUAGGACUGUGUGGAACCUCCUGCUGUCUGCGCUGCUGAAAUACGGACGCCUGGCUGCAGGAAAAGCACAAGUCUCUCCCAGCGAGGAGGCCAUGCCGGGCCCGGGCCUGAGGGGCACAAGGCCUGGGAUCGGACGGACAGAGCGGAGAGAGAAGAAGUGUCUUAACGGGGGUUGUGGGGUACCAGAGGAAGAGGAGGAGGAGGAGAGCUUAAGGCACAAUGAGGAGGAGAAUGAGGAGGAGAGCCUGAUUGACUGUGGACUAAAACUGCGAAAGGUCAGCUUCAUCGAGAAGGUAGAGCGCAAGCCUGGCUCUAUAGUCGCGCCGCUGGAGGACGCCUUCCUGGAGGAAGGAAGCCCCACCAUGGUGGAGAAAGGCAUGGAUCCAGCCUCCAUCUUUGAGAUGUGUGACGAUGACGAUGACAACGGAAUCCCCGAGGUGAAAGACAUUUCCGGAGAGGCCUUAACUGGCCCGCUUGCUGUGGGUCCAGAGUGCCCCGUCUCCGUCCGGCACCGGCGGAGGGGCCGCAGUCUUGAGCGGGAGGACAGCAAGACCAAGAGGGACUCCUGGAUCGACCCCCCCGAAGAGAACGAACCCACGACACUCACUCAGGCUGAAAUAGAAAGCUGCAUGCAGUCGUAUGAGGACACCUUCCAGGACUACCAAGAAAUGUUCAUCCAGUUUGGUUACGUGGUGCUCUUUUCCUCCGCCUUCCCGUUAGCGGCCAUGUGUGCCCUCAUCAACAACAUCAUCGAGAUCCGCAGUGAUGCCUUCAAGCUGUGCACCAGCCUGCAGAGGCCGUUCGGCCAGAGAGUGGAGGCUAUCGGCCAGUGGCAGACGGUUAUGGAGGUUAUGGGCUUGAUUGCCAUCAUUGUUAACUGCUACCUGAUAGGCCAGUGUGGCCAGCUGCAGCGCCUCUUCCCCUGGCUCAGUCCCGAGAUGGCCAUCAUAUCCGUCGUCAUCUUGGAGCACUUUGCCAUUCUCCUGAAGUAUGUCAUCCACGUGGCCAUCCCCGAUAUUCCCAGCUGGGUGGCAGAUGAGAUGGCCAAACUCGAGUACCAGCGCAGGGAAGCCUUCAAGAAACAUGAACGGCAGGCCCAACAGCACUACCAGCAGCAGCAGCGGAGAAAGCGCGAGGAGGAGGAGCGGCAGAGGCAGGCCGAGUAUCAGGCCCGCAGGGAGCGGGAACGUGAGGAGGGCAAGGCCGACUCUGCCGGCGGGGGCGACCAUCACCAUGACAAGAGCCAUGGGGGCAAGCUGCGUUCCAGCGGGGGCGGCGGGGGCGCGGGCGACAAGCCCAAGAGGCCGAGCUCACUGCUGGCCAACAAUAACGUCAUGAAGCUCAAGCAGAUCAUCCCACUGCAGAGCAAGUUCUCUUCUGGAACGGCCCGGUCACCACAGUCCCCUACCGGCAGUGAACCCAAACUCCCAGGGUUCCUCAGUUUCAAGUUCCUGAAGUCGCCCGAGAACAAGAAGGAAGCGGCGGCCGCGGCGGCAGCGGCGGCCUCGGCGGCUUCCUCUGGCGCCGCGGCGAAUCUGGAGAAGUCGCAGUCCCCCAGUAAGUCCUUCAACCCUGGGAAACUGUUCAACUUUGGUAAGUCUGAAGGGGGCAGCUGUGUAAACGGGACUCAGCAGGCCAAGCCUGGAGAUGCCGCCCAGCCCCAGGACAAGCAGCCUACCAGGUCAGACCUGAACGGAGUGCCUGAGGAAAUACCCUCCCCCGGCAGCGAAGGGGGCGAGAAUGGACACGCAGCAGACCCCGAGCCUCCGGGGCCCAAGAUCUGACCCUCAAAAGCAAACAAUCAAAUUAAAGGCUAUGACCAAGGAAGAAUGCCAAGUCUCGUUCCUGUGCACCAUGACGUCUGGAAGAUGGCUUCACUUUCUAACAGACUCAUGGGUCCGUUUGUGCUUGAACACAGAUUGGAUAUCAGAGAGGAUGAAAAGAGACUCGUUUCCUGUUCCGCCACACGCCAGUCCCCGUUCUGCAAUACAUACAGGAAUGCAUGACCUGCGUUUCUUAUCCUUUUUUAGCCUUUUUGUUUUCAAAAAGAGAACUGCACUGUCUCUUAUUUAUUCUGUAGUCUAAAAAUUGUAAGCACCUAUCAGUGGAUUGCCACUGAGAUUCACAACCUGAUUGGACAGAAAUCUGGUUUGAGCUACAGAUCUGGCAUCUCCCAAACCAUACAGAGAACUUCCUGAACCUGCUCAGAUGGACAUCAGAAAUUUCUACCAUGAUGAUGAAUCAGCAUAAAUACUAACUGUGACCACUCCAAGGCCUCGAUACUUUUUUUAUUCCGCCAAGCUGUUAAAUUUGCUCAUAGGUUGUUAUUCAGUGGUUCAGUUCUUUUUUUUUUUAAGUUUUGCAAACAGAUUCAUACCUCAUCCACUUUUCUUUUAGUUAUUUUUGACAAAUUUUAUAACUGAACUACCCACAUUGUUUUAUAUGUCUCCUCAUAUCCAACAGCAAUAUUAAAAGUAUGGUUUGUUUUCUCGGAUAUCCGGAUAUUGUGCUGUACAGGGUACCAUUCUCUCCAGCCGUAAUUCUUUACUGACUGGACUGUAUAUAGAGAAGAUAGUUUGGGUUAAACUACAAAUAUUUACUUAAUUAGAAAUGGUUAUUGAUACAGUUGUCAUGGAAAUUGGCAGUUAUUCGGACAUAGCCUUGGAAUUGUCUUGUAUCGUGGCUAGCAGGCUAGCCUACGGAAUCAGCCAGUAAUAACUAGCUGUGGUAUAACUGAUGUCAAAUUCGUCAUUUCGUACAAAGCUGGACUGAAGCCUAAUUAUGACACUAUUUGACCACAAAUUUCAGUUUCCUGUUGGUUCCGAAAUUUCAUUUGACUUCAACAAGCAUGAGAAGCUUGUUUUGCAUGUGAGAAGGAUUUUUCUGGACAUGUCGGUCUGAUUGAUGUGAUACAUCCCAAUAGCACAUCGAUAUUCAAUUCAGACAAGAGAAUUACUGUGACAAACCGGAGAGACGCUAAGACCCUGAGGUGUCGCGCUAAGGACAUCGGGCCCUUGAUGUGCUCAUGUUUCUCUGGAUAGCCUGGUCAUUAAUGAACUAAUCUUAGUGCCACAAUUACUGAUUGUCUCUGUAAUAGUUCACCACUAACCAAAUAGAGUCCCAAUGACUGUCAGUCACGACCCCUCAGAAUAUGCCUUUAUUUCUGUGUUCAUAUUCCCCUCUUGGAUGGUCACUUAAAGCAAACAUCCAGCCUGCCUCAUAGAGAGCAAGUGUUAGACAUGCAGAUUAGGAAGGUCUCUAUACUGUACAUACCUGGGUCAUUUCUCUUAUUAUCAUUUCUCAGUUGUAUUCUUUUUUUAAUCUGUGACUUAUGAAGAAGGCCAGAGAGCAGAGACAUUUCAUUUUCAUGCACAGCUGAAAAUAGACAAACAGAACAAUAAAAAAGAAACAUUUGCACUAGA